This is a messenger RNA of Rhodotorula graminis WP1, 906 nucleotides long. RefSeq lists its product as uncharacterized. Lineage: Eukaryota; Fungi; Basidiomycota; Microbotryomycetes; Sporidiobolales; Sporidiobolaceae. Gene Ontology annotation, molecular function: methyltransferase activity. Bases 1 to 906 code for a protein of 301 amino acids. The record is from RefSeq and is a predicted model, not a curated record. The transcript is spliced from 4 exons.
AUGCUCGUCGGCCUGUGCUGCUUCCUCGCCGGCCUCGCCGUCCCUACCCUCCUCCCCGCCCUCUGGGCUCGCCUCACCGCCCGCUCGUCCGACGCCGACCUGUACGACGAUGGCGCAGACGCCCUCGUCCUCAACCUCGACGAGCCAAGCACUCGGUGGUUCAACAUGGGCUACUGGCCACCAGGCGAGCGCUCCUUCUCCAGCGCCGCUGCCGAGCUGUGCCGCCAGGUCGCGCGCGCUGCUCGACUCGAACCCGGCCAACGCAUCUGCGAGGUCGGCUACGGCUCGGGCGACUCGACCCUGCUCCUCGAGCGCGAGUUUGCCCCCGCGGCCUACCUCGGCUUGACCUCGCUCGCCUCGCAACACGCUACCGCCGGCGAGAUCCAGCUGCGGCAGGGCGACGCGGCCAAGGACCUCGACGCCGAGCCUGCGGGCAGCUACGACGCCGUGCUUGCCGUCGACUGUGCCUACCACUUCAACACCCGCCUCUCGUUCCUCUCGUCAGCCUCGCGCCUGCUCGCCCCAGGCGGCCACCUCGCCCUCACCGACCUCGUCCUGCCCUCAACCCCGCUCUCCCUCCUCGACCACCUCCUCCUCUCCCUCCUCCUCCUCGUCGCCGGCUGCCCGCGCUCCAACCUCGUCCCGCUCGACACGUACCGCGCACAGCUCGUCGCGGCCGGGUUCGACCCCGACUCGGUCGAGACGCGAGACGUCAGCGACGAGGUGUGGGGUGGGUUUUGCGGGUUCGUGAGGAGGAGAGAGGAGGGGAUGGGGCGCGGGAGGGGCGUGUUGGGCGGCAAGUGGGACGGGUUGAGGAGGUACGCGAGGGUCGUCGAGUGGUACGCCGGCGUGAGGAGCGGGAGGCCCAAGAUGAGGUACUGCCUCGUGUCGGCGCGCAAGGCGUAG